This is a messenger RNA of Diatraea saccharalis (sugarcane borer), 3878 nucleotides long. The record is from the annotation of a GenBank genome assembly. Lineage: Eukaryota; Metazoa; Arthropoda; Insecta; Lepidoptera; Crambidae.
ACAGUGUAACUUGACGUGACUGACUUCUGUCAUGUGAAACUUCUUUUUAUCAAGUACUGUCAAGCUCAGUAAACUUGCUGGACUCGGAGCAUAUUUUUCUGUAUUAUUUAAUUAUAUAUCAAUUAAAGAUCUAUUUAAACUUUCAAAUAUCGUUGAGAAUAAGUAGGGCUUGUAUUUAUGUGUUAAUCAACAAAUAGCUUAAUGUGUUAGAUAGUAAAAUGGUAUCAAACAAAAUGCAGUCGUCAUUGGACGAUUUAGUUCAAUAUACACAACUUUUUAAACCGGUGCCUACUGUUUUACAAGGGACUGUGUUGCCUUUUUUGAUUAUUUAUCCCAUAGUGUUUUAUUCUUGGAUCGUGGUGUAUGGAUUCGAGGAGAAUUUCGAAGCAGGUUUCGUGACUGUUGCUGUUCUAGCCACGAUUCAAAUUCUCAUAUGUUUGUGCUGUUAUUGGAGUGUACACAUUCAAUGUUUCCUUUCUUGCUCUGCGGCAAAAGAUCCAAUUCAGGCGGAAAUUGUGAAAGUAGUUCCGACGUCAAAUAAUGGAUUUUCAGAAAUAGUUAAACUUCAUCACACCAAGUCUGCAAGAAAAGGCAGCACAUAUCCUGAUGUUUGGUUUAUAUUUCAAAAAAGCAAAUAUGUUUAUGAUUGGGAUAAAAAGGUGUUUUCUACUGUGAAUUUCCCAGUUAAUAAUACGUAUGAAGAGUAUAUGGAGUCUAAAGGUUUCUCAGAUGAUGAAGCUAUUGAUACUGCAGAAAAGGAAUAUGGCAAAAAUGAAAUGAUAAUGGUUGUACCAGAAUUUAUGGAGCUGUUUAAGGAAAGAGCUACUGCCCCAUUUUUUGUAUUUCAAGUGUUUUGUGUUGCGUUAUGGUGCCUUGAUAAGUACUGGUAUUACUCUAUCUUUACACUUGUGAUGCUUGUUAUGUUUGAAUGCACUCUUGUUCAGCAGCAGUUAAGAAAUAUGGCUGAAAUAAGGAAAAUGGGGAAUAAACCGUAUAAUAUCAAUGUUUAUAGAAAUCGACGGUGGCGUCAGAUAAUGAGUGACCAAUUAGUUCCUGGAGAUAUUGUAUCCCUCACAAGAUCUUUAAAUGAAAAUCUAGUACCAUGUGAUUUAGUCCUUUUAAGAGGUUCAUGUAUAGUUGAUGAGUCUAUGUUGACUGGUGAAAGUGUGCCACAAAUGAAGGAACCUGUGGAGAAUGAAAAAAAUCUAAAACAGAAUCUUGAUCCUGAAGGUGACGGUAAACUACAUAUGCUGUUUGGAGGCACAAAAAUUGUUCAACAUUCAUCACCAAGUAAAAGUGUAUCUUCAGCUCUAAAGGCUCCUGAUAAUGGUUGUAUUGGUUAUGUAAUCCGAAAUGGAUUCAACACAUCACAAGGGAAAUUAUUAAGAACAAUUUUGUUUGGUGUGAAAAGGGUUACUGCUAAUAAUCUUGAGACAUUUGGAUUUAUAAUGUUCUUGUUGAUAUUUGCAAUAGCAGCAGCUGCUUAUGUUUGGGUAAAGGGCUGUGAGGACCCAGAGAGAAACAGAUAUAAACUAUUUUUGGAAUGUACCCUAAUUUUGACUUCUGUUGUUCCACCUGAAUUGCCCAUAGAACUAUCAUUAGCAGUUAACACAUCCCUCUUGUCAUUAUCAAAGUUAGCUGUGUUUUGCACAGAACCCUUUAGAAUACCAUUUGCUGGUAAAGUAGAAAUAUGUUGUUUUGAUAAAACUGGCACACUUACAAGUGAUAACUUAGUAGUAGAAGGAGUGGCUGGCAUUGGGGAUCAUAAAGAUGCAACGGUAAUACCUUUAUCAGAGGCUCCUAUUGAAACUAUCCAAGUUUUAGCCACAUGUCACUCCCUAGUGCAGUUGGAUGAUGGUAUAGUUGGUGAUCCUUUGGAAAAGGCUACAUUAAAAGCAGCAGAGUGGAACCUUACAAAAGGUGAUGCAGUAGUUCCAAAGAAAGGGAAAUCCCCUGGCUUAAAAAUAGUUCAUAGAAAUCAUUUUUCAAGUGCUCUUAAGAGAAUGUCUAUAAUAGCUGGUUAUCAAGUUAAUGAGAGAGGAUUUAUGGAGACUCAUUAUAUAAGUAGUGUUAAAGGAGCACCUGAAACAGUCAAAACUAUGCUUAAAGAAGUUCCUAGUCAUUAUGAUCAUGUUUAUUUAACAUUAUCCAGAAGGGGUGCCAGGGUUUUAGCACUGGGCUAUAGAAAUUUAGGAAAGUUAAGUUCACAAGAAAUUAGAGAUUUAUCAAGAGAAGACAUUGAGUCUGAUUUAACAUUUGUAGGAUUUGUCAUUAUAUCAUGUCCAUUGAAGAGUGAUUCUAAGAAAGCAAUAGCUGAAAUAGUACAUGCAUCACAUUCCGUUGUUAUGAUUACUGGUGAUAAUCCUUUGACUGCAUGCCAUGUGGCUAAAGAAUUAAAAUUUACACAGAAGAGUGAAGUGCUUAUUCUAACUCGAGAUGAUAAUGAAUGGAGUUGGAAUUCAAUUGAUGAAGAAGUGAAAUUACCCAUUCAACCUUUCAAAACAUCAAAACAGUUGACUUCGAAAUUUGAUUUAUGUAUUACUGGUGAAGGUUUAACAUUUCUUAAUGAACACCAUAAAAAGUUUUUAAUUGAAUUAAUGCCUCACAUCAAAGUGUUCGCCAGAUUUGCUCCAAAGCAAAAGGAGUUUGUUAUAAUAACGUUGAAGGCUUUGGGUCAUGUUACGCUUAUGUGCGGGGAUGGUACAAAUGAUGUCGGCGCUUUGAAACAUGCUGAUGUGGGGGUAGCUAUCCUAGCGAACGCUCCCGAGCGUCCUCGUGAGAAGCCAAAAGAGGAACGGUCAGUAGAAUCAGUGGAGACGCGCGAAGUGACGCGGCGUCCGCCCGGCAGUCGUAUCGAUGCCCGCGCUGAAGCACGAGCCGAAGCUGCCGCUAGAUUACGACGCGCCAUGAAGAAACUCGAGGAAGAAGAUCAGCCACAAUUGGUGCGGUUGGGUGAUGCUAGUGUUGCCGCACCAUUCACCAGCCGUCUCUCCAGUAUUCUUUGCAUUUGUCAUAUAAUCAAACAAGGUCGCUGUACUUUAGUUACGACGUUGCAAAUGUUCAAGAUAUUGGCUCUGAAUGCUCUAAUCCUGGCCUACAGUCAGUCUGUGUUGUACCUCGAUGGGAUUAAGUUCAGCGAUACACAGGCUACACUGCAAAGUUUGCUGUUAGCUUCCUGUUUCCUUUUCAUCUCUAGAUCAAAGCCACUGAAACAAUUGUCAAAGGAGCGCCCCCUACCGAACAUCUUCAACGUGUACACGAUCAUGACAGUGCUAACACAGUUCGCUGUGCACUUCCUGUGUCUAAUAUAUCUAGUGCACGAAGCCACUGCAAGGUCUCCUGGCAGAGAUACUAAACCAAAAUUAGAUAUGGAUUUGGCCGAAGACGAAGAGCAUGAGUUUGCGCCGGAUUUACUGAACAGUACUGUCUACAUCAUUUCAAUGGCAUUGCAAAUAUCCACGUUUGCUAUCAAUUACAGGGGCGAGCCGUUUAUGGAGGGAUUGCGAGACAAUAAGCCGCUACUAUACAGCGUGCUAGCGUCCGGGGGCGCGGUACUAGCACUAGCCGCUGGAUUGUUCCCGGAUCUCUCCAACACAUUCGAGAUCGUAUACUUCCCACCAGAUUACCGAGUGAUAUUAGUGCAAGUGUUGAUAGCUGACAUGGUGUUCGCAUACUUGGCUGAUCGCAUGUGCCUGUUCCUAUUCGGUGAAGGGCGCAACCGCAACGUGACGUAACACGCACCAUUCCUUCGAAUAUAGCCCGUAUUAUGUAAAUAAUAAAGUGAAAUUUGGUAUGUCAGUUGAGACUGCUCAAAUAUAACGUGCAUUUAAUUAUUAUUUGUGUGCAGUGUUUAUGUAAUAAAUGAUAUGUAGUUAUUU